AUGGCUCCUAGGUAUAUUGGACCCUUCGAGAUAACAGAAAGAAUUGGAGAGGUUGCCUAUCGCCUUGCUUUACCACCUCAAUUGGGUAAUGUUCAUGACAAUUUUCAUGUUUCGAUGUUAAGAAAGUAUACUCCAAACCCCUCACAUGUGAUUCAAUACACUGAAGUCCCCAUUCAGGAAAACCUGACUUAUGAGGAGCAACCAAUUAAAAUACUUGAAAGGGAGAUCAAGGUCCUGCAAAAUAGAGAAAUUCCAGUAGUAAAAGUGUUGUUGCAAAAUCACAGUGAAGAUGCCACAUGGGAAUUAGAGUCAGAAAUGAAUUACAAAUAUCCUCAUCCUCAUUUGUUUAAUUUUCAAUUAGAUGUAGUACUUUGA
Molecule: messenger RNA, 375 nt
Organism: Humulus lupulus (European hop)
Lineage: Eukaryota; Viridiplantae; Streptophyta; Magnoliopsida; Rosales; Cannabaceae
Exons: 1
Coding region: 1-375 (124 amino acids)
Source: RefSeq, a predicted model, not a curated record